AGAGCGAGGGUAGAGAAAAUAGAAGAAAAACUGUGAGAAAGAGAAAGGAGAACAGAGAGAAGCCUCAGUCAUGAAGGAACACGGAAACAAGCAUCCGGCGGAGCCGGCGCCGACGAAGACACUCAAGUCGUUGCUGAAGAAGCCGGGCCAGACGAAGGCGAAGUCGCAGAAGCACCGCGUGGUGAUCAACGAGAAGCUGAACGAGUUCUUCGCGGCCGACUACAUAAUACUGAUCAAGGAGGAGUGCUGCGCCGACUACGAGGAGGACUGCGACUGCUGCUACCAGGAGCACGAAUUCAUGCGGCUGGGCAAUUGUAAGGAAUGCCGGGCGGAGUUGAACCUGCACUUCGGCAUCGGCACCGGCAACGGCAGAUACGGCGAAUUGGCGAGAGGGGUGGAACAAGCGAUCUGCGAGAACGCUGCGCGAGAUCAUCGCGGCGGCGACAACGGCAGCGGCGGCGGCGGCGGCGGUGGCGGCGGCGGUGGCGGUGGCGGUGGCGGCGGUGGUGGUCGAGGAAAGAAUCAGCAGGGUCGCGAGGAGUCACGCUCCGAGGAAGACGAAGAGGAGGAGGAGGAGGAGGAUGAGGAGGAGGCCGACGACGGGGAGGAAGAGGAGGAGGAGGAGGAAGAGGAGCGAGAAAACGAGAAGGAAGAUGAAGAGAAAAACGGCGACGGGAAGAUAGAGAGGGUGGUGACGACGGCGGCGACGGCGGCGGCGACGGCGACGACGACGGCGGCGGCGACGGCGGCACCGGCAGCGACAGCGGCAACGGCGGCGCCGUCGGUGGAAGGGAAGGACGCGAACGAGCGAGGGAACGUGGACGCGGAGGAUGUGGCGAAAGGACGUCGACCGAAGGAGACGGAUUCCCAGGAGGAGAACGGAAGCGUGGUUCCGUCGCCACCGCCGCCGCCGCCGCCGCGGCACGAGCAGCAGCAACAGGAAACGCUGAGCCCGCCGGAGGGCUACAAAGACGUGUGCUCGAACGACGAGAUCCCGAACGAGACGGAGCAAUGCAGGCGCGCGUCGGGCGCCUGCACCGAGUGCAGUUAUUAUCAACAACAGGCACAGGAGUGCGAAAUCCAAACGCAGGAUCAUGGAAGUGAGCAGAACGUACAGGAUAGCAGGGAUACCGUGCAAGACGGUUGCCAAAGAAACUUGCAGGAAAGAUUGGACAAGCAGCACCGGGCGUCUCUUCCUGAUCUGCAUCAUCGUUAUCUCGUGGAGACAAUAACGAUGACAACUGUGACGGAGCGGCGUAUCGUGCGGGAAAUUAGCGAGGAGCGGAAGGAUUGCUUCGGGCGAUCCGAUACGGAUAAAGAGAAGAAUACUUGCGACGUCCCGAAGGAUAACGGUUUUAAUCCGGCGCUUUGUCCGCCGACGAGCGGCCCGACAACGCUCGUUCACGAGAAUGCGGCGCAGUUGAGCGCAGUGCGAUGUAACGAGCCGGACGUCACAGAGGAUCGUGACGCUGACGCGAACGCCAAAAAUCCGGCGAACGACAAAAGGGAGCUGACGGAAGAAGCGGAACGCAUCAGUGAUCAAACAACGGCGCCGGGUGAGCAGCAGCGGCAGCAGCAGCAGCAACAGCAACCGCCGCGAAGUGAGCAGGACGCGAAAGAGCUGUCCCUCGUGUUCAAGCUCGGCAACGUGUCCCUCGCCACUAACAGUCUGAAGCCGAAUUCCGCAGUGAGACAACUUUUUCCUAACCCGAAGUUCAUUUCACCACCGCCGGCGCCGGCCAAUAAAGCGACCUCGGCAACUUGCCCGGAACAUUCUCAGGACGCGCGCGACGAGACGCAGAAGUUUCUGAUUACCGCCGAGAGCUUAAAGCUGUUCGACGCGGUGAAGAAGUCGGCGAUCCCCGGCGGCUCCUACGAGUCGCCGGAAUGCGAGUCCAGCUCGAUCAAGAGAUCGAUCGAGCGUAACACGCUGCGACGUAGCCUGAUCGGCAAGUACAACACGAUAUCGCGCAAGAAGAAUCUGCGGCCGAAGAAUCUCUCGCUGGAGGAGCGGAUCAGGCAGUUGACGUGCGUCGAUCAAGAGGACGAGAACGUAGACACGACCGACAACAGCUCCGAUAAUGCCAACUCCACCGCGAGCGACGCCAAGUACGCCCACGGGGGCGAUCUGCCGAUACGGACGUCACCGUUGGGCGAGGAACGGCCUAUGGGUGAGAUGUUGUCGUCGGCGAAUAUGGUCUCGACAGAAAGCACUGCCACUCUGACGAUGGUGUCGGCGAGAUCGGGCUCUCUGACGGCGACGACCACGGUCACCACCACGCCGGCGGCGAGUACGAUGACGUCGUCCGCGACCAUGCACGCGAUGGGCAUGCCGAUGCUGGUGACGGACAACCCGCCGAAUCAGUCCACCUACAGAAAGAUCACGGAUUUGUUCGCGCAUAAAAAGAACGUCCAGCCGAACCUGCCGGACCUCGGCAUCGGGCCCGGCGGCAGGAACAUCCUCGCCAAGGAGUGCCAGCCGAAGAACCCGUUGACGAAGAUGAACUCGGACGUGCGGAGGCAGCUGUUGGCCAGCCUUGCGCCGCUCUCUUGCGUCGCCAUUAGCAACGCUGACAACCAGGACGACUACUACCGCAGCGAGUCCAGGAUACUGGCGUCCUCGAACCGCGAGUCCAUCAGUUACAACUCUGACUCGUCCUACAGCUUGGAGGACAUAGAGGCUGCGUUAAACGGCGAGGACCGAAAGUACGCCGGUCAACAACCGGACGUGACGAAAUGCACACCGAUAGGUAGCAGACCCGACAUCGGCGACAGCACGGCCGACGAGUUGCUGGCGUUCGUGGAGCAGGACAAAUCGAGGAUGGAGCGGAUCAAGCGGCGUUACAACGACACGACAGAGGAGCGUUAUUCGUUCAUCAACGGUUACCAUUCCGAGGACAAGGCGGUGAACACGACCAACGAGAGCUACGACGGUAAGGGCGUGAAGAACAACGACGUUCAGCCGGACGAAGAGGAGGACGACGAGGACGACGAGCUGAACGAUUACGGGUUCAACCGGCGACCUUCGGUCACGGGGAUCAAGCAACAGUACGAAACGGUCAACGAGAGCGCCGUUGCUCAUCGGUUGCGACCAUGCGCUGGAGCGCCCAACAACAAUUUCCACGAAGCGAGGUCCAGCUCGCAGUCGAUAUGGCCGGUGUACUGCGACAUCAACGGCGACAAGAUCGACGCCAAAUCCCUGUUGCCGAUCGGCGAGGGGGACGAGACGAUCUCCAUCCCCGUGGAGACGUACGCCUCGAUGGGUAACUUCGAGAGGGACACGAACACGAUCAAUCGGAUAAAUACGAUGCAGCGGCAGAUCGACGAUAUAUACCAGACUAUCGCGGAGAGCACAGCGGUGACGGCGAACGUGCAGCAAGGUAUCUCCGAGCACGCGACCUAUCUGGACAACGCGGCGAUCCCACCGCGGCAAUUCGUCAGAACACCGUCCAACGACGGCGGCUCGGCCGCGCACCUGUACGCCGAGCACAGGAACGGUCAUCACUAUUAUCAGGAGCAACAACAGCUGACCAGCACGCGGAUGCUGCGUAUCGCCGGCGGCGGCGGCAGCGACGACCUCGCCGGCGCGAUCUACACCAACACCUUGUCGAAGAUGCAGCGCCGCAACCCGGCGGUGACGAUCGCCAACUACCACUGCAACGUGCUGCCGAGUGGAGCAGUGCCGGUCAACACUAAGUGCUACCGCACCAUGUACUUCGUGCCGUACAGCGGCAUGUCGGACCCCACGUAUCAGAACAUACAGCGUAUCCUGCCGCCGCACUCCUCGCCCAACUACGCCAGCCACAUCGAGCGCUACCCGUAUCCCCGUCUGGGCAAGACCAGCCAGCAACAGGCGCUCUAUUACAGCGCCGCGAAUCGCUCCGCCACGUCCCAUUCGAAUCUGAACACGUCGCCGCCCAUCCCGCCUCCGCCGCCGCCGCCGCCGCCGUCGUCGCUCGCUGUGUCGAGCCCUAAUUCGUUGCCGUUGCAGAGCAGCCAGCAAGCCUUACACCUGCACAUACAUCCUCACCAGCCCGAGGACUUCCGAUCGUCCAACAUCGCAUUUUCGCCGGUGCCGCAUUCAGGAGCCAUGCCGCAUGCCAUGCAGUUCCAUCAUCACCAACAUCAACAUCAGCACCAGCACCAGCAUCAGCAUCAGCAUCAGCAUCACCACGAGAUGACGUCGUACCGUGUGCCCAUGGCGACGCAGCAGUCGCCGCCCUCUUACACGGUGAUCGCGCCCUCCAGGUGUAUGCCGGCGAACAAUCAGGACGGUUAUCCGUUGUAUCAGACUCACGUGGGACGCAGCAGUGCGCCCACCGCAACCGCCGCCGCCGCCGCUGCCGCCGCCGCCGCCGCCACAGAUAUGCAGACGCAGACCAUCUCCGUCGCGGCUGCCUCGUCCUUCUCGUCGUCCUCUUCGUCGUCCUCUUCCUCGUCGUCUUCGUCAUCGUCCUCGACGUCGGCGUCGGCACUGUCGUCGUCCUCGUCCUCGUCCGCCACCGCCACUGCCACUUCUCUCAAGUGUACCGGGAUGUUACCCAAUAGCAAGGGCUGCGAGCCGAGCGUGGGCACGUCCUUCGGCAUCAGCACGAACAACGGCGUUCAGCCCGCGUCCGGUAACGUCACGCCGCUCGCGUGCUCGGCGCCGUCGUCGACGGUCAUAUCCUCGGCGACGGUGAUGCAACUGCCGCGUGCCGUCAACGCCACGUGCGCGUUGACGGAACGCGGCGCGCCCGAGGGAGCGGCCAGCAUACCCUCCCGGGACUUCCAGCAGUCCGGGACCCCGGCCACCUCGACCCCGCACGUGUUGCUGAUGUCCAACACUUACGUCGACCCUAACGGCGGUUUCAUGUCGACCCCGACCAACAGCGCGCCGAACACCGUGUACUAUGCCAUGAACGUUUGAAUGUGCGCGCGCAUUUGGAAAAACGGUCUUUCUUGGGGAAAGUUCGAGACUCGCGGGGAAGGCGUCAGGGCGACGUCUCUUUGUCCCCCCCCCCCCCUCGGACGUUGGUGUUCUGAGUGAGUUGGUCAUUCUUAUCGCCGUUACGUCUCGAACGACUGACUGGAGGGAUGUUACAUGUAACGGAGGGAUGCGCGCUGCAUUAUGGCGGUCUCGCUAUUUUUAUCGCCUCUUUGUGCGGCAGAUGCCGCAGAAUGCGGGCGUGCGACGGGGAAAUUGUUCGCCGUCCGUCUGCUGAAGUGGCGGCGUUUAUCAGACGAGAGCAGGGUUAAAAGAGUUUGCUUGCAUUCCUCUUGGAAUAUCCUACCCGCCGAUCCCGGCCUUCGUUUUCUCACUCUAUUUCACACACCGCGUGUCUGACGUGUUCAUCUCUCGCAUUUUCGCAGUUUCUUUUGACGAUUGAUCUUAACACGGCGCGAGUGAUAUACGCGCACGUUAACGUGCUUUAUUUAUACAGAGAGCCUACAUGUUUAAUUUUAACGACAGGAUCAGCACGAGAGACACGCACGAGAGUUGUAUUUUUCUUUUUUUCUUUUUUUUCGGGCUGAUCGACAGCACUCGAUUGGGAACACGACUGAUCGGAAUAAUGUGUAUGAUGUAUGCGAGAUUCACAGACGCCGAUUUUUCACGUGGAAGCGUACGCUGCGAGAAUUUUUCACUAAUAUGUGUCGUAGUGAGAGAUUGUAGGGAUUAUAAAGCGUAUGUGUACGUAUUGCACUAUAUUGCACUUGUAUUAAUGGCAUCCGAUAUUAUUUACUUAGCACUGUGCGUGAAAGUGUGCGAGAGGAAAAUAGGAAACAAGAGAGAGAGAGAGAGAGAGAGAUUCGUUUAUCGCUUCGUUUAUCGCGCGACACCGUACAUUUUGUCGCGGUACAAUAAUGUUACUUCGUGCAAAAUUAUCACUUUACAUACUUGUUAUCAUCAAUCACAAUAUUGCCACGUUGUACAAACUUUCUACAGCACUAUAGAUACCAUUGCCGUAGACCUGCGGUUCUUCGUUUGUUCCUAUCUACAGCAUUGUAGAUAUCGCAAUGAAGAUCGCUAGUGCGUACCGUGGUUUAGAGAUAAUAUCCAAUUAUUUGUGAUCUGACGUAGGGAAAUUGUUAAUUGUUUUCUUCGCUACGGCAACAAUUCGUGAAUCGCGGUCGUUCUGGUCGAGGUGUUAACGUUGAACCGAUUUACACAGCACGGCCAAAUUUUAACGAAGAGAAACGACGAUGAACGAAAACGAGACCCGUCUCCGGUCUCGGAGAAGUAAGCGUCAUCAAAAUUUCUCUAGAGAAAGAAAAAAAAACGUAAAAAAAAAUAAAAAACAAAAAGGAAGGAGACGUGGCAGCUAUAAGAGUAUAUAUGUAUAUUUCGUAGUAUUUUGAGGACAAAUACGAAGAUACGUCUCCCUUCCCUCACACUCUGUGUUUUGUAGUAAGAUCGCUUCGAGUCUUCUUUCCGUAAAAAAAGAGAAGAGAAAGAGAGAGAGAGAGAGAGAGAGAGAGAAAGAGACGCGAAAGAUGCUGUUCAUGAAUUUCACUUAUAUGCUUCAUGCCAAAUUCAAACGUAUCAAUGCCUCUAGUCAGUAUAAAAUUAGUCUACGAUAAGAGUUAUACACAAAUGCCAAAAAAGAAAAAAAGUAUAAUUCACCCUUAGUUAAUGUUCUUAACCGCAUCGUUGAAGCACGGGCUCUUCGGAGGUGGCGGUUUCUCGCGCACCGUCGAAGGGGGUAACCCCUCGUGGGUCCCGAUUGAAACCAAAAUUGCACGUAUCGCGUCCACUUGCAGCUGUAGGCAGUGACGAUA
Messenger RNA from Harpegnathos saltator (Jerdon's jumping ant), 6759 nucleotides. RefSeq names its product serine-rich adhesin for platelets. The transcript is spliced from 3 exons. The coding region runs from base 71 to 4909 and encodes 1612 amino acids. NCBI's taxonomy places the organism in Eukaryota, Metazoa, Arthropoda, Insecta, Hymenoptera, Formicidae. The record is from RefSeq and is a predicted model, not a curated record.